Molecule: messenger RNA, 2040 nt
Organism: Amoebophrya sp. A120
Lineage: Eukaryota; Dinophyceae; Syndiniales; Amoebophryaceae
Source: the annotation of a GenBank genome assembly
CGGAGAUGAAACGGUCCGUAGUCAGUGAAGACGGAAAGGAUGGUCAUCCGAACAGGUGGGAAAGAGGCCAAAGAGAAGCAGAGGAAGGAGAAGGAACUGCAACCGGAGCUAUAGAUGAUUCGGAACAGGAGCUGCGACGACGAGACCACAGCACUUCGAGCAUUUGGCUCAGUGCCUGCAGGAACAACGCAUCACGCGAAAAACCGGUGGGGGAGAAGGAGGACUACAACCCACUUGCUGCGCAUUCAUCGAUGUCCUUCGAAGAGUCUUAUUUCGCCCGCGGCGAACAAAUUAGUACUCGUACUCCUCCAAAGCAUGAGCAGCGCAGUUGUAAGUCAUCUAGUUCUAGUUCUAAUUCUAGAGUAGAACUCGAUGGGACCACCUCCGUCGAACUCCGAGCAUCACCUGAAGUUGGUGACUCGACGACUUCUGCCGCGGGGGUGAACAAGAUGCUGGAGACUACUUCCGUAGCGACACCAGGAACAACACCGGGACCUCCAGGCUCUUGUGAUCAGAGGAACCCCCGCGGCCCUGCAGUACCACAAUCACUCUCGUGCUCUACUUCUGCGUCGACCCGGUCGUCCACCCCGGCGACUUCAUCCACGUGUAGUUGUAUCAACAACCUGUCCGCUUUGCUCGCCAAGGACCAGCUCGCCCGCCAGGUGACGGGCAGCGACCUGUGGGCGCUCGGGGUCCGGAUGAAGCGGAAAACACACCUCUUCAACGGCAGCACGACCGGUACCAACACUGCCGUGGCGGCGGCCUUGGGACUUACGAUGCUCCGGGCGGCGGAACGGAGGGACGAUGUUGAAAAGGGACGACAAACUAGUUGUGUUGAGGGAACGACGGCUCCUCCGGAUGUAGUUGAUCCCGGCUCGACGGGGAGACUCCCCCAUGGUGAAAGCAAAAAUGAUCCUUCUUUGGUUCCAACGAGUCGCUGUCUGACCGUUCUGGAUCCGAUGUGCGGGACAGGCACGUUGCCGCUGGUGAUGCAAGCAUUGUCUUCGCGGUUUAACAAGAAUACGUCACACUCGUCCGGGGGCUCGGACCACCAGCCGCAGGCAGGCUGUUUCCUUUCUCCGUUCUCUGGUACUUUUUCCCGAUCAAAGGAAGGAGUGUUGAAAUCGUGCAGUGCGGACGGAGAAGGAGAGCUACUACUACAUGGAACUACGAAGCAGCAGGACGCAGAAGACCAAGAUCGGAAAGUGAAGAGGGCGAAGAUCCUGAUGGACACUGAGCUCGGCGCGGAAUGGCUACAACAACGGGAAGCUGCAAAUAAAGAGGGGCUGUUGGGUGGAAGAGCAAGUAGUAGUCGAACCUCGGCGUCAAGUUCCGGCUCCGUGUUGCAGGACCAAGAACUUCUACCGGCCCCGAAUUCCAGGCGCCGGGAAAACGAUGAAAACGAUGGCGAAAACCACGACACGGUGGAUUCUUGCAGACCAGAGACAGAGCAAAUCGCAGUUUCGAAUUCAUCUUCUGGGCGGAACAAUAUUAAAGCACGUGAAGAACUCCUUUUCCCGGCGACGAAGUUCCACCUCCUUGGCGCGGACUGCAAGGAGCUGGCGGAGAACUUGAAAGCCACCUCGAGCAAGCACCCGCCACCGGUGGACUUUCUGAGCCAAACCACGUGCAACCGCCUUCCCUUCCGCAGCGGGGUCGUCGAUCUGAUCUUCGUGGACCCGCCGUGGGGGCAGCGCCACGGCUCGCACACGCUAAUCCAAAAGAACUGGAAGAAGUGGAUGACUGAGUGGGUGCGGGUGUUGCGCGACAAAUCGGGACUGCUCGGGGUGGUCACGAUCCGCACCAAACAGGUGUUGCGCGACUACCAUUCCUUUUUCGAGAAAGAAUUAGAAUUGGUGUCGAAUUUGAUGCUCAACAACGCAGGAUAUCAACAAUGCCAAUUUUUCCUGUUCCGGAAGAGGUGAUAUGAAAAAAAUGAAUCAUUUCUACUUCACGACGAAGUGGUAGCGACAAGAAGUUCUGUCAUAUGAAAAUGAACCUUACCCUAGUAAGAACAGAGGAAGCUUUGGAGCUCAUGAU